AUGCCCACGUGUAUUCAGCCGGCGUCAUCGUCCAUCGGCGGUUUUGGCAAGGCCGACGACAAUGUUCGAAUUCUACUGAUGGCGUCGGUUCGGAAUGAGUUCGGAGACUCUUCAGUUUUCUCUCGACUCGGUGUCACUUCACUUGGACAGCACUAUGUCUUGGUGACAAGGAAGAAGGUGUUUGGAGGAUAUACGACACACAUGAUCACUGCCAACAUGAGGAAUCGACCAUUCAUCUCUGAACCGUUCAAAGUUUCCAUUGGAUCUCAAUCGGCUGAGGAGUCCCGGGAUCUUAUAAGCCGUCUCACAGCUGCUCUCAGUCGCCCGGGGAUGUUUAGCUUCGAUGAUGCUCCGGCUGGAUGUCAAUUCCCAGUUGGAAAGGAAUGGAUUCAGUUGGAUGAAGUUCCAGUUGACGUGCAUAACCAUCAGGACAAGUACCUUGAGAAAGGUGAUGAGAUAUUUUGCGAAGUCAAUGUUUCGGGUGUCAAGUUUUAUCACACUGGCAUAUAUGCAGGAGAUGGAAUGGUUUACCACUUUGUUUGUGAUGCUCAAGAAUCAGAGUCGUUGGCCGAGGCGCUAUCCGUCUUCAGUGGAGCAUCCGCUCAUGUUGUCUACGACACCUGGUUCGAGUAUGUUUAUGCACUGGUUGAGGUGUCAGAUGUGCCACCAAGAGUGUUCAGAGCUUCGCAUCCGUUAAUUUGUCGAUCCGGAGAUCAGAUUGUGAAGUAUGCUGAAAACCUGCAACGAGAGCUAGAGACCUACGAUAUUCGGCGCUGCAACUGCCAACACUUCACUUCUGAAUGCACUUCUGGAGUUGCAUUCUCCUAUGACAUGACCUCGAAUUUCAAAUAUUUUGCAUGCUCGGUCUUGAAGCCAACCUCAACUGUCGUCAACGCUAUGACCAGAUCGAAUAGGGAUCGAUCCAGUUUUGCAAGCAGCAGCACAUCCUCAUAG
Messenger RNA from Caenorhabditis briggsae, 954 nucleotides. It is a transcript of the gene Cbr-egl-26, whose product is annotated as Protein CBR-EGL-26. Gene Ontology annotation, biological process: cell morphogenesis. The coding region runs from base 1 to 954 and encodes 317 amino acids. Lineage: Eukaryota; Metazoa; Nematoda; Chromadorea; Rhabditida; Rhabditidae. The transcript is spliced from 4 exons. The record is from RefSeq and is a predicted model, not a curated record.